Molecule: messenger RNA, 1631 nt
Organism: Pocillopora meandrina
Lineage: Eukaryota; Metazoa; Cnidaria; Anthozoa; Scleractinia; Pocilloporidae
Source: the annotation of a GenBank genome assembly
AUGGAUAUUGAACGUAUGAAAAAGCUUCUUUCCAGUGGAAUUGAAGCUGGAAAUAAGGUAAAAGAAGUCCGUGAAGUCAUCAAGUCUUAUAAAACACAAAAACAGGAUAUGUAUGAUGAUACAGCAGAAAUAUUGAAACCUUCUAUUGAAAUUAAAAAAAAAGUUAAGGAAACAAUUGAUGAAAAACAGAACAAGUUAAUAAAAAAAUUACAAGAAAACAAAGAAACCGUUGACAGAAAACAGGAUGAAGUUAUUAGACAAUUGCAAGAGAAUCAAAUUGAGUUCAACAAUUCAAUUUCAAAUAUGAGUGAAACAAUGAGUGACAUUAUGUCCCAACAAGGAUCUGUAUCUGGGGUUAAAUCUUGGUUAUCUGAUCUACCAUCUGAAGUUACUCCGAUGGAUAUAAUUGAAGAAGAAGAUAGUGAUGAAGAAGGAGUAGAAGAAGUAGAAAAACCUAAAUCUUUGCUAGAUCCCGGUGCAACAGAAAUCAUAAAAAAAUAUGGUUUCGAUCCAACAUUGCAAAAUAUUCCAUCAGAAAAUGAAUUUAAAAAAUUAAUAUCCAGUACAACAGGCAAACAGAAUUCCAAAAAUGCAAUAAUAAAGAACCUUGCAAAAAAAGAAUCAAAAGCACUAAGCGACUAUUUGAAAUUAGUAAAAGCCAGGAAAUUGGGCAUAACACAAAAAGCCUCUGGCAUUUACACACAACCAAAACGAAACGCCUAUAAGAUAUCACAAAGAGGACAGUAUGGUGGUCUAGUCAUUGAUCUUCCAAAACUGUAUGGACAUCUGAACGUUGUGGCUCAUAAAAACGGUCAAAAAGUGUAUGAUAAACAGGCUGACUUUGACACACUUGAUCUUUUAACAAAACGAUUCAACAGCAAAAAGAAAUACUCUGAACUAGCAAGAUCCGUGUUCAAUGACCUUAAUAGAUUAAGUGAAAUACCAAUCCACAGAACUUCCAAAAAGUAUUCGAAACUUGGAAGCGGUGUAGUCUACUAUAAUAAUCCACAAGAUUUACUUUCACGGUUGGAGCUGCUUGGAGGGUCUAUGUCUGCUGGAAACGACAGUAGUGAUGUUAGAGAAGAGUUUACGAAUAUAGUACAUUUGUUGAACAAAUUGAAUGUCAUUCAUAACAAACAAAUGAAUGACCUCUUGAAAGAAUAUCUAAUCUAAUAAUAUAUGAGUGAAUUAAUAUUAAGAUUUGCAUCAAAAAUAGACAAAAAGUGGGUGUAAGUUUGAGUCAUGAUUUUACUACUAAAUUUAAGGAGCCUAUUAAACUGUCUUAUGACAUGAAGCAUGAACUUGCUGUUAGAACAAUAUCUAUGACUUACAGUUGGUAUAACAUCAAACAAUCAUAUGGAAACAAUCAAAUAAAAUACAGUCAUGAUAAAGGUACAAGUUGGGAAACAAUCACAUUUGUUGAUGGGAUGUACAGUUAUGAUGAUAUUGAUAAGUAUAUCAAAGAUUACAUGAAAAGCAAAGGACAUAUUAUUAAAGUUGAUGAAGAAGAAAAGUAUGGAAUCAAUCUGUAUUUUGUUUUAUCUACUUAUCGAGUACUUAUUGAAUUAGAGGAUGAUUAUCAAAUAGAUCUCAGAAACUCAAAUUUCAGAAAACUGAUUGGCUUUAAUUAA